CUAGCAGGACUUAGUCAAGAUUAUCAAGCUUUAAGCCACGGACAAGACGCCUCAGGUGCACACACAUUUGAACAUGAUGUUUCACAGCCAACGCAUACAUUUGGACAAGAUACUGGUCAUGGAUAUGAUUCGGGCAAUCAGGGACAACCAAAGAGUUUUGAUGUAGGAAGCCACAAUGCUUUUCCAUCUUUCGCAGCAUCUGGGCAUGACUUCACCGGCGAUACUUAUCUUCAAGCUGCUCAUGAUUUUGGAAAUCAUGACCAAGGUGUCUAUAAUACACAUGCUGAAGAUUCGAAUGGUCACAGUGACGACGAGAAAUCAAAUGAACAUAGUGAUGAAUCUGAUGGUCAAGCCGGUAAUGCUGGUGAUUCUCCAGUGUCCGCUCCAGCGCAUGGUGACACGCAAUCGUUUAUUCUCCAAGACGGUGGCAACGAAUAUGGACAUGGAGGACAAGGUGUGCUCGUCCAGGAUUUAGGUGUUCAAGGAUUUUCAGGACAUGAUUUCGGAGGACAGUAUACUCAAGAAUUUGCAGGAGGAUUAGACCAUGCUGAACCGUUUAGUGUUAGUGAGCAUGCUGAUGAGCAAAAUCCAGUCGAAGUACCGUCAUAUAAACAUGUAACUGUACCUGUGCAAAAACUCGUCCAUGUAAAUGUACCAAAGCCAAUUUUGGUUGGCAUUCCCCAACCGUACCCUGUAAAGGUACCUGUCAACAAGCCUGUGGCCGUUCCUGUUGAAACAGAAAUUUCCAUUCCGUUUGAAAAGGUGGUUCUUUAUCCUGUUGUAAAGCAUGUUCCCUACCCGGUUGAGAAACAUGUUCCUUAUAAAGUAGAAAAAACCGUACAUGUCCAUGUACCUCAACCUUACCCUGUGAAAGUUCCCGUUUAUAAAACGAUUCAUCAUCAUAAAGACCAUUAAAUCUACUUCGCUAUUAAAAUGUGUAAUUGAAUGUGAAUGGUUGCUGACUUGAAUUUUAAGAGUGUGUGGUAUGUUGCGUGUGUUGCUUACCAAGCCAUGUAAAUAAUAAUGUUGUUAACUAAUUUUAAGUCAUUUUCAACUUUAUUGUUGUAGUUGAUUUAUUUAUUGUGUAUGUUGUUAUUGUUGUUGAUAAUACAUUUGUUGUU
Molecule: messenger RNA, 1121 nt
Organism: Cydia amplana
Lineage: Eukaryota; Metazoa; Arthropoda; Insecta; Lepidoptera; Tortricidae
Exons: 1
Source: RefSeq, a predicted model, not a curated record